This is a messenger RNA of Scomber scombrus (Atlantic mackerel), 777 nucleotides long. RefSeq lists its product as uncharacterized. The transcript has a single exon. Lineage: Eukaryota; Metazoa; Chordata; Actinopteri; Scombriformes; Scombridae. The record is from RefSeq and is a predicted model, not a curated record. The annotation marks the transcript as partial.
AUCGCCCUAUCGGAUUGCUUACUGGAAAUUAAAUCAUGGCUCUCACUCAACUUUCUUAAACUCAACGGCGAAAAAACUGAGGUCCUCCUCAUUGGUACCAGAUCUACCCUAGCAACACUCAACACUUUCUCCAUGUCCAUCGACAAUUCCACUGUUCCUACAUCGCAUCAGGUAAAGAGCCUGGGUGUUAUCCUGGACAGCACAUUAUCUUUCGAAGCCCACAUCAAUAACGUUACUCGGACUGCAUACUUCCAUCUACGGAACAUCAACCGUCUCCGUCCCUCACUUUCACCAACCUGCACCGCUAUCCUGGUAAACACCCUGAUCACAUCCCGUCUGGACUACUGUAACGCUCUCCUCUUUGGUCUUCCGCGGAAAUCUCUUCACAAACUCCAGCUGGUACAGAACGCAGCCGCCUGUAUCAUUACCAGAACCCCCUCUAUUGAACACAUCACUCCUUCCCUGCAGCAACUUCAUUGGCUUCCUAUCAAAUCCCGCAUUGACUUUAAGAUUCUACUCCUCACUUACAAGAUCCUUCACAACCUGGCACCAUCAUAUCUCUCGGAACUUAUUCACAUCUACACACCCUCCCGAACUCUCCGAUCCUCCUCCGCCAACCAGCUCUUUGCCCCAUCUGCCAACUUAACUACCAUGGGGUCAAGAGCUUUCAGCCGAUUUGCCCCCCGCCUUUGGAACUCUCUCCCACCAGACAUUUGCACUUCGGACUCUGUUUCCACCUUUAAAUCCCGCCUGAAAACGCAUCUAUUCAGAGUGGCA